AGUCCCUUGCAGACCAUGCCACACUCCGGCUGCUGUACGCUGAGCCUGGGCAAUUUGGAAGAAGAAUCUCCCGACGUGUUUGCAUCGCAGUCCUCACCCUGUGUCACCACAUGUACCCAAGGAGAACAGAAGCCAAUUCGCAGACUUGAAGGAAGUGCAAAUCUCACCAACAUGGCGCAGGAGCUGCGUAACGCAGCACGGCAACCGGAUGUUUAUCUGAUUCCUCCGGCGGGCGAUUUCGACGCAGAUUUCGAGGCGCUGCAGAAGCAGUGCGGCGGGCGCAUGCUUGACAACAAAGGUCAUUUUCCUUGUGGAAUCUGCGAAAAGCAGUUGCCCAACUCGGAGCUUCUUGUCAUUUUGGCGGCUAACUAUGCACUGGAACGUCAAGGAGUUCCCCUCCUCUGCACUUCUGCUGUCUUCGUUGAAGGGGUGCGCUCCAACAACCCGCUGUCUCUUGGGCAGUGGCACUUGGAGUGCCGCUAUGCUUACCCUCAUAGAGGCUUCAUUGAAAGGGGAGAAAGUUGCCGACUGAGCCCUAGGACCAUGGAAUGGAUGAGGGGGAUUCUCUGUGGCGGGGGUUUAGUGGACUGCUCCUACAAGAGGAUGGCCUCACACGAGACAAGACUCCUGCCCAAGGUCCCUGAAACAGCAGAAGCCAAGGAGGCUUGCUUGAAACUGCCGGCGACCGAUGGCUGGCUCUACUUUGAGCGACAACGAGACUACACUAAUGCAAUCUUGAUGCGCUACGACUGUGCUUACUGUCCAUGUUCACAUGGCAAGCCCAGGAUGUGUGCUAAAUGAUUCAGGGAACUUAGUUUUGUAUUAGUCUUUCUUACAUCAGUUCUUUUUGAUUUAAUUAAACUCUGGUAUGGUGUGUGCAAUAACAUUUAAUGUAUGUUUUACAUGUGAGUCAACUGUGGUUCUUGUAUGUCGAGUGUUAAUUUUCAUUCAUUAUGUGCAGUCCGUCCGUUCGAUCAGUUUUCUCCUUGCUAUUGUGUCCAAUCAUCCAGUACACUUUCAGUGGCAUUGCUGAAUCACCUUAAGCAUUUAUUUCAGAGCUCCGUUGAUAUGGAAACUUUCUCUUCCAAACCAAGCUAGUCCAGGACAUGCAACAAACUACCAAAGCUUCCUAUAAUAUUGGUCUUCCCAAAAAUU
Thrips palmi is the source of this 1155-nucleotide messenger RNA. RefSeq lists its product as uncharacterized. The transcript has 5 exons. The record is from RefSeq and is a predicted model, not a curated record. Bases 16 to 801 code for a protein of 261 amino acids. Lineage: Eukaryota; Metazoa; Arthropoda; Insecta; Thysanoptera; Thripidae.